GGCUCGGAAACUGACUUUGGCAUCUUUGGCCGUCUUUGGCCGUUUUUUUGUAUUGAUCAUCCAAUCUCAGGCGUUCUCAAUCGGUCCUAACCCAUACCUGGAGCGGCACCUGUGCAACCAACUUCACGACCUGAUCCGGCAAGGAGAGUUGAUCUGUGCCCUGGAGCCAGAGCAACUGGAGCAGCUGGCGUCGUCUCAUGGUGAUUCGGUGCGAGUUCUGAAGCAACACCUGGCCGAGUUGCGCGGAGAGUCCAGGUACAAGGUCAAGCUGGUGACUCAAGGCAGAGUCCUUCAAGAUCAGGACUUGUUGUCGGAGUUGCGACCACCCUUGGACCUGCAGAUGCUGCGGCUAGACUAUGUCGCGCCAACGCCCACGGAGCGCCAGAGCUUGUUCACAGCUGCGAAGAAUGGUGACACGGCGAUGUUGGAUGAGAUCUUGAGCAAACCAGUGGAUCCCAAUGUCUUCAUAGAUUGGAGGCAACGAUUGGGUUGGCCCGACUUCACCUGUACCAACCCCUCAUGUCUGCAGCUGGCCUCGGCGGGUGGCCACAGAGAUUGCGUCAGGAUGCUGAUCGAUGCCAAGGCCAACGCUGCCGCGAAAUGUGGUAUUUCUGAUGGCGAGCCCGCUUUAUUUGAAGCCUCCAGGCUGGGGCACUGGGAGAUCGUGCUGCUGCUGAUCGAGGCCAAGGCAGACGUGGACGAACCGCCCAUGAGCUUCAACACGCCCAUGAGCGGCAAGACGCCCAUCCAAGCCGCUUGUGAAGGCGGCCAUACCGAGGCUGUGCAGGUCUUAUUGAAGGCGAACGCCAAGAAGCCGGAGCUGGUGUCCGGUUGCAGCAAUCGGCAAAUCGUACGCCUCUUGCUGAAUGCCGGCGUGGAAAGAAGUGAGGAGACGAUGUCGGCCGCCAUGUGGCAUGCGGUGGGCGGAGGAAAAGCAGAGGUGCUGCAGGUGUUGCUCGAAGCAGGUGCCAAUCCAAACGUGCUGAAUAAAGAAGGGAAAUCUCCUCUCUGGUACGCAGCUGACUUGGGACGUUCCGGCUACAUUGCGCAGCUCUUACUUGAAGCCGGUGCUGACAAGAACUGGGUGGAUGAGCAAGGGACAUCUCCACUGUGGACCGCCGCGGACCAUGGCAACUUAGAGAUUGUCAAAAUUUUGGUCAAGGCAGGAGCCGACUGUGACAAGGUGAACAAGAGAGGGGUGUCCCCGCUUCAAAUUGCCAAGUAUCGCGGCCAUCCAGAUGUCGUUGAAUCUUUGCUACUGCCUGAGCGGGACCGGGACCUGAGAAGGCGUCGAACCUGA
Cladocopium goreaui is the source of this 1300-nucleotide messenger RNA. Lineage: Eukaryota; Dinophyceae; Suessiales; Symbiodiniaceae. The record is from the annotation of a GenBank genome assembly.